AUGAGCACAAGUUUCAAUCAGUGGCAGACAACGAGAUUUUCUGUGUUCACCCGUCCAUCCAGAGUUGAAGUCAACACACAAAAGGACCUAGAAGACAUGCUUUCUAAACUUGACGACACAACCGCCAAUGCAGACGUCAACGAACAUGUGCAAAGAAAACUCUUUACAAGCAGACGAAAGUUCUUAGAGCUGGCGUUACCUUGUGGGAUUUUAGCGUUGUUGAGUCUCCUAUAUAGCUUGAUCUAUCUGGUUGACGCUGGGGAGCGGAUCGUCUCAAGUGUAAAGACUGAUUUCAAGAAUUUAGUUAAAAAGAAACAUAAACGUUAUUUUUGUACUGGUAAAGAAAGACCCGGGUCCAAGAAUAAGCAGAGUCAUAUAACAGCCGCAUUACCUGAUGACACUAUACUUAUAUCACGUCUUCAUGGAUUGUACAUAUUGACCAUUUAUUUACAGACGAGAGAUUUUCUGACUCAAGUGGAAACGUUGGACUGUUGCUUAGCAACCAUUCUGCACGAGCAUAGCGACCGGAUUACCUCAGUGAAGGGAAACUCAGAAUUGUUGUCAAAAGAUUAUCACCUCACAGAUGAAGCAUUGCAGGAUGUUCUCAACACAAAGACGCUGGCCGAAUGGAAAUUGUUAAGCCAGAUCACCGACUGGAGAAACAAGCGUUCUCGUGACAUCAUAGAAGAAUCAGAAUUUUAUCUACAGUUCGCCGCAGACUUAAAAGCUGUGAUUUUUGAACGUGGCUUUAGAUUAAAAGAAAUAAGAAAAUGGAAAGCCCUCUAUGAGUACCUAACGUCAAUGAGGAAUGCAUUUCAGGUUGAUGUCAUUCUGAACAUUUUAAGACUGCUUGAAACAAAUGCCCCCAGACUAAAAAUAGAAACUAAUGCCGAGAAAACCAUAUCAUUUGUUGCAAAAUUCAAAAGCGUUUUGUGUGAAGCUGACAAAGGGUAUGACAAUGUGAAAAUAGCAUGUUCGUUUGAGCUAUUAUGUAGCUUACACGCCAGUUCUAUGAAUUUUAGCAUCAAUGAGCCCUGUUGGAAUAACACUACCAAAUUCGACAGCAAUAAAGUAAAAAAUCUAAGGACUAAAAUUCAAGAAAAGCUGAUUAACUUACUGAGAGAAAUUGAAAGCAGCAACACAAAAACUUUGACCGUUUCAGCAAUUUUGUUUUGCAUGCUGUUCGUAUUCAUUGGAACUACGGCUGCGUGCAUCUCUUUGUUUGUCUACAUAUUUCGCGAGCAGACACAAGUGGCUGUGGUCGUGUCAGACAUGUUAAAAGGUGUGACUUCAAGAGUGGAUAAGCAACGUGAAUCAACGGACCAAGUCGUAAAUCGGCUGAUUCCAAGAAAUCUUGUGCGAAAAGUGAACGUAGAUCACCAUAGCAAUAUGAUUCCAUAUGAAGCUCCGGACACCACCAUAUUUAUGGUGAGCAUCGCUGGCUACGAGAAGUUCUUCAACAUGUUCACUGCCGCCCAGACAAUCCAUAUUCUCACCUUGGUCAUGGAAUUAUUGGAUGAAAGAAUGGAACAGUACAAUGUGUUGCCUGUCGCCAGAAUGGGACAGUAUGUUCUAGUUCUGUCAGAAUCCGAGGUUAAAAAGCAAGUGCGGAAUGCAUGUGAGAUAGCCAAUCUGGCCAUAGAUAUUAUGACGUGCUGUAGUGACCUAGAAAUAGGACGCCACUCAACAUCCAAACUACAGAUGAAACUCGCAAUACACACAGGACCAUGCUAUGGACGACUGGUUGUUCACAAUGGUACAGUACAGCUGAAAAUAGUCGGCAACACUCUUACUGUUCUGAGGCAAAUUCAUAAGGCAGCUAUACCCAACAUGAUUCAAGUGAGUGAGACAACACAGAAACUGUUAGCAGCUUGUGAAUGUUACAGUCUACAUUACAGAGGAAACAUAAAAAUACCGGAUAUGUCUAAAUAUUACAAAGUGUACUGGUUAAACGGCCGCCGUGUAUCAUCAGCUCUCAGCGUGGAAGACUGUUGUUCUAGAAUGGGGUCUUGGAUUGAGCUGGAGAGGAAGCCCCUAUACAGACUGGAUGAAAAUGAUGGGACAUACGAACCGUUGAAUAAAUCAGCAUGUCGGCGGUACUCGCAAAUGAGUGCGGGCUCGUACAACCCGACUGCUUACCCAAAUACUGGCACACACCUAGGGGACUCCGAAACAUCUCUAUAAAAUAUACCUAACCGAUGUGACUCACGAACAAUCCAACACAUCUGUAGAAGUGCUGCAGUCAGGACAGUUCUUAGAACAGUAGAAACAUCAGUAAUAUUCCUUGCGGUAUUAAAACGUAGCCGCACAAAGUCAUAACCACCAGUCUCAAUUAGCUUGCAGACCAGGAAAAAGAACCCUUUUUAAUUUAUUCUUAUUGGAACAAGUCUAGUUUUACAUAACUUAACUGGUGUUCGUCUUCUACGAAUGUUGCUUCGUCCAAGAAUAAUGCAUUUUAACCAGUGUCAAAAGAACAAAAAAAAAUUAGUCACAAAAGAAAAUUAGUCAAUACUCAACUGACAUUCAAAAGAAAGGGGCACAAUUGAAGAAAUAUUGACUCCACAGUUAUGUACCUUAAUAUAAAUAAUACAAGGACUGUUUUAGUUUGGAGCAAAUCCGGUUUGUAAUGACGAAAGCAGAUGAAUGGAGAAUAAUUCGUGUAAUAUGGAAUCGAUCCAAUCAGUUUCGUCGCGACCCCUCUAUGGUAACAUGCGACAUCUCGUACUAUUGAAAUUGCACUGCGCACUUAGCGUUCAGCUUCGGAUUUUUUUUGGAACAAGACACUUUUUCGUUGUGUCAGUAAGCGUCUACGAAACCGCAACGUUUCGCACAUUGUACCAAAGUCUAAUAUGUUGACUGAGUUUUUUUUUAAGGUAAACCGCAUCAACCGAAUAAAAACAAACGAGACGAGUUAAGUGAUGAACACGAGUUAUGUUGGAAGGCGAACAAUAAAUAUUUAGCUGCCGUGCUGUUACAUUUAUCAUGGAGAGACAAUCUGACAACUGCGAGAUUUCGAAGAUGAGCACUGUUUAUGACAUCUAACAUAUGACAGAUUAAACUUUUCAGAAGUACUGGAAUAGAAAUAUGCAGGAUGCAUUUCUUAAAAUGGGCGUGAGAAAGAUAACAAGAGGACCAUGAUGGUCCUGAAUCGCUCACCUGUCCCCACAUGACCCAGUUUUAAACUGAGCAUGACAUCGUUUUUUCUAUUAUUUGACAUUGUGACCUAGUUUUUAAACUCAUGUGACCCAGUGUUGAACCUGACCUAGAUAUCAUCAAGAUAAAAAUUCUAACCAAUUUUCAUGAAGAUCUAUUGAAAAAUAUGACCUCUAGAGAGGUCACAAGGUUUUUAUUAUUUGACAUACUGACCUAGUUAUUGACGGCACGUGACCCAGUUUCGAACUUGACCUAGAUAUCAUCAAGGUGAACAUUCUGAUCAAUUUUCAUGAAGAUCCAUUCAAAGUAUGGCCCCUAGAGAGGUCACAAGGUUUUUCUAUUUUUAGAUCUACUGACCUAGUUUUUGACUGCAGUUGACCCAGUUUCGAACUUGACCUAGUUAUCAUCAAGAUGAACACUCAGACCAACUUUCAUACAAAUCCAAUGAAAAAUAUGGCAUCUAGAGAGGUCAAAAGGUUUUUUUGUUAUUUGACCUACUGACCUAGUUAUUGAUGGCAUGUAACCCAGUUUCAAAUUUGACCUAGAUGUCAUCAAGGUGAACAUUCUGACCAAUUUUCAUGAAGUUCCAUUUACAAGUAUGGCCUCUAGAGAGGUCACAAGGUUUUUCUAUUUUUAGACCUACUGACCUAGUUUUUGACGCAGUUGACCCAGUUUCGAAUUUGAUUUAGAUAUCAUGAAGAUGAACAUUCAGACCAACUUUCAUACAGAUCCCAUGAAAAAUAUGGCCUCUAGAGAGGUCACAAGGUUUUUUUAUUAUUUGACCUACUGACCUAGUUUUUGAAGGCACAUAACCCAGUUUCAACCUUAACCUAGAUAUCAUCAAGAUAAACAUUCUGACCAACUUUCAUGAAGAUCCAUUGAAAAGUAUGGCCUCUAGAGAGGUGACAAGGUUUUCCUAUUUUUAGAUCUACUGACCUAGUUUUUGACCGCAGUUGACCCAGUUUCGAACUUGACCUAGAUAUCAUCAAGGUGAACAUUUUGACCAACUUUCAUAAAGAUCCCACGAAAUGUGACCUCUAGAGUGGUCACAAGCAAAAAUUUACGCACGCAUGGACGCACGGACGGACGACGGACGCUGCGCGAUCACAAAAGCUCACCUUGUCACUAUGUGACAGGUGAGCUAAUAACACGCAAAUUUCAAAUGUAAACAGACCUGACUUACCCAAUCAAGCAUUUGAAAAAAAAAUAAUCUCGUAUUGCAAUGAUUUUCGACGGUAUAUCGGAAAAUCAGAAUCACGAGUACUCAGUUUUUUUUUUGUUCUGCGGGAAUAUUGGCAGGGCCCGUCAGCAGGGGCAAAUCGCAUCGAAACUACUAAAAUUUGGGAAAGUUUGCGCAGUAAUACAUAUACAUACGAGUAUAGUAUCUUUCAUUAAUAUGUUACACACUUUCUAGAAGAAAAUGACUUAAACAUAUUGCUCAUAAACAUGCAUAAUCAAUUUUAAUUCGGAUGAGCUAAGCCGGCAGAGCGCAGUGCCUUGUUUUAUUUUCUUGAUACCAAAGUAAUGGACCUUGCCAUAAUACUAGUAUGAUGUGGGAAGUUUGAAGAAAAGUUAGUUAUAACAAAAAUAAAGUGAAACGAGAAGGGUCUCUAAAACAAUAUUUGCCGAAGGUUGUGACUUGAUCAAUGAAACAACAAAGCUCUUACAUGACAAAAACUUCUGUUACUAAAUUGUAGAACAUAAUUGCUCGAAAAAAUUUGCAUAUAAAGGGGCUUUUUUACAACAGAACAUAUUAUUUAUGUACAGUUUCAGAUGGAUGUUAAGAACGUUUGAAUCGUCUUCAAUUUAAUAUUUGUUUAUUAGAGCUGCUCAUAAUAACAACAGUUGUCUUUAAAUAUUAUAAACAAAUUCGGAAAUUAAAAGCACUGUACACAGUUCUGUUCCAUACACAUAUCAUGAUUUCCGACGAAUAGUAUCUCUAAUAUGUUAAUCCUUGAAGUUACAUUGGAGGAACAUGCGCCGUUCCAAAUAUAAACAACAAUCAUGUUCCCGCCAUAUGAUAGUGCUACUUUAAGGUUUUUAGGAUUAAUUCUUAAGUUUAUUCAUUCGUUCUUCUCAAUCACACUAUUUGUUACAAACUAUUAAUGAAAUAAAGAUUUAACAUUAGAA
This is a messenger RNA of Mercenaria mercenaria, 5283 nucleotides long. RefSeq lists its product as uncharacterized. Gene Ontology annotation, molecular function: guanylate cyclase activity. The transcript is spliced from 10 exons. Lineage: Eukaryota; Metazoa; Mollusca; Bivalvia; Venerida; Veneridae. Gene Ontology annotation, biological process: cyclic nucleotide biosynthetic process; response to oxygen levels. The coding region runs from base 1 to 2184 and encodes 727 amino acids. Gene Ontology annotation, cellular component: guanylate cyclase complex, soluble. The record is from RefSeq and is a predicted model, not a curated record.